This is a messenger RNA of Pistacia vera, 1151 nucleotides long. RefSeq names its product probable starch synthase 4, chloroplastic/amyloplastic. The transcript is spliced from 8 exons. Bases 1 to 714 code for a protein of 237 amino acids. Gene Ontology annotation, molecular function: glycosyltransferase activity. NCBI's taxonomy places the organism in Eukaryota, Viridiplantae, Streptophyta, Magnoliopsida, Sapindales, Anacardiaceae. The record is from RefSeq and is a predicted model, not a curated record.
AUGGAGCGUAUCAUGGUGAGAGUGGACUUGCCUCAUAAACCUGAGGGCAAGAAGAUAUGCAAACACUAUGUCCAAAGGGGGCUAGGUUUAGAAUGCUCUCUAGAUGAUAACCAUGUGCCAGAAACAACAGAGAAUGGGCCCUUGAUUGUUUGUAUUACUCGACUAGUUGCUCAAAAAGGUCUUCAUUUGAUUACUCAUGCAAUUAAGCAUACUGAAGAACUUGGUGGACAGAUGAUUGUGUUGGGAAAAGCUUCUGAUGGUCGCAUUCAGAGGGAAUUUGAAGAGCUUGCAAAUUUGCAUAAUCAAGGUUCAAGUAUCCGGAUCUUACUGAUGUAUAGUGAGGAGCUAUCCCACAUGCUCUAUGCUGCAGCAGACAUGGUGUUAGUUCCAUCCAUAUAUGAACCAUGUGGCCUUGCCCAAAUGAUUGGAAUGCAUUAUGGAGCGGUCCCAGUUGUUAGAAAAACCGGUGGUCUUGCAGACACUGUCUUUGACAUGGAUGACUUGUCAAACCAUGAGAUGGCCAAUGGGUUUGUCUUUGAAGGAAUAGAGGAAGGAUCCUUAAAUUCGGCUCUAGACAGGGCAUUUAGAUACUACAGAGACAAACCAGAUGAAUGGAACAGUACUGUGCAGAAGGUUAUGGAAAUUGACAAUAGCUGGAACAACACAGCUGGGAAAUAUGUCAAGAUAUACAACUCUGUCAGAGUGGUGUGCUAAUAUAAAUCCUAAGUGGAUAUACUAGAACAUCGAGAUACAUGCACCAAACUUCCCAGUGGAUGCAAAACCUAAUUUCAAAUAAAAGCAUCUGAUAUGCUACUGUUAAGGAACCUUGGGAUGCAGCCAUGGUCCAAGUUUGAUGCCCUGGAAUCUAGAAGUUUAUCUUUUGGGUAGACAGCAGAGUUGCACGUCGAGAAUGGUGGGAACAACACCAAUAUUAGUACCUUGUGUUAUUCCAGCUGUAUAUAUGUUACUGUACUGUAGAGUACAUGAGAAUAUUUAUCUCAUUAUGUAUUUAACAUACUUUGCUUGACCAAGCAAGUAUCUGGACCUUCCAACAAACUAGUGGUGUUGCAAUAACGAUAAGGCUCAUUUGAUAACAUCACAAGGCUUCAUUCCAAGCAAAUAUAAAGAGUUUUUCGAGUGUUUGUGAUUUA